AUGCAAGCACAACCACAAGACGAGCACGGCGCAGCCCCCCGCCUCCGCUGGGCCCAUGACUUGCGCGCCAACCUCCGCCAGCACGCCGAAUCGAGCCUCACCGGCUACGGGAUCGCGGUACUGGCAUAUCUCGCGACGCUGCUCGCCGCGCAGACGCAGCCGCCCGACGCCGCCAUGGCGUCCGCCCUCCGCGCGGUGCUGAGCGGGUACCUGAGGCCGACGGCGCACGUCUGCCGAGACGCGCUCGUCCUCAACAUCGCCGUCUGCGUCGCCUUUGAGGUUCUGCUGUGGGUCCUGGCUGGGCCCUAUGAGCCCGAAUUACUUCCCGCACUGCCGAUGCUGGCUGAUAACCGAGACAGGGCUGGUGACUACGGUCGAUGGAUGCAGCAAUUUCUGUUAGGGAUGGCUGAGGAAUAG
Molecule: messenger RNA, 417 nt
Organism: Pyricularia pennisetigena
Lineage: Eukaryota; Fungi; Ascomycota; Sordariomycetes; Magnaporthales; Pyriculariaceae
Exons: 2
Coding region: 1-417 (138 amino acids)
Source: RefSeq, a predicted model, not a curated record